Messenger RNA from Arachis ipaensis, 1102 nucleotides. The record is from RefSeq and is a predicted model, not a curated record. Lineage: Eukaryota; Viridiplantae; Streptophyta; Magnoliopsida; Fabales; Fabaceae.
UCCAAAUUCUUUAAUUUUUUUGAAUCCCACAAUCAACACAACACAAUUUAACAUCUUCUUCUUCUUCUUCUUAUCUUCUUCUUCUUCUUCUUCUUUUUAUGAUGUCUAAAUCAAAUAGUGUAAGAAAACAUGUUCUUGAGAAGAGCAAGAGUGUGAAAGAAACACGUUAUAAUAAUAAUCAUAAUAAUAAUAAUAGUAGUAAAAAUAAUAAUAAUCAUAAAGCAUUAUUAUUGAGCCAAAGUUUCUUCCCAAAAUUCUUAAAGAAAGUUUACCCAAUUGGUCUUCAAAAAAGCAAUUCAUCUUUGUCUUUGUCUUCAAUAUCAUUGUCUUUGUCUCAAAACUCAAAUGAUUCAUUAUUGUCUCAAGCUGAUGAUUCAGUCACUAAUACUACUCCACUUGAUGAGAAGAUUUCAUUGGCAUUGCGUUUGAUUUCACCACAAACUACUAGUCAUGAAGUUCUUAGAGAUGAGGUUAAUAUUAAUAACUCACUGCCUAAAAUUGUUCAUCAUCAACAACAACCAAGUUCACUAACAAUAUUACUCAACAAUGAUGAUGAUGAGCCUGGUGAAUUGAGAAGAUGCAAUUGGAUCACAAAGAAUAGUGAUAAGGUGUAUAUAGAAUUUCAUGAUGAAUGCUGGGGAGUUCCAGCUUAUGAUGACAAAGAAGUUUUUGCUGGGUUUGAUCCAAAUAUUGUUGCAAAAAUGGAGGAAAAGGAAAUCAUGGACAUAAUAUCAAACAAGGCACUUUCUUUAGCAGAUAGUAGAAUCAUGUGCAUAGUAGACAAUGCUAAAUGCAUAAUGAAGAUUGUGAGAGAAUUUGGAUCAUUCAGUAGCUACAUAUGGGGCUAUGUGAACCACAAACCAAUAAUAAACAGAUACAGGUACCCAAGAAAUGUGCCAUUGAGAAGCCCAAAAGCUGAGGCCCUUAGUAAGGACUUGGUCAAACGUGGGUUUAGGUUUGUGGGCCCAGUUAUUGUUCACUCUUUCAUGCAAGCUGCAGGGUUGACCAUUGACCAUCUUCUUCAUUGUUAUAGGCAUAGUGAUUGUGUGAGAUUAGCUGAAAGACCUUGGAGGCAUAUCUAAUUAACAUCAUGUCACUAUCA